Messenger RNA from Mya arenaria, 4089 nucleotides. Its product is annotated as E3 ubiquitin-protein ligase TRIM9-like. NCBI's taxonomy places the organism in Eukaryota, Metazoa, Mollusca, Bivalvia, Myida, Myidae. The coding region runs from base 44 to 2116 and encodes 690 amino acids. The transcript has 8 exons. The record is from RefSeq and is a predicted model, not a curated record. Gene Ontology annotation, molecular function: protein binding; zinc ion binding.
GCUCACAGUUCAAAAGAAAAGUUGAUUGGUAAAGGUGUGAACUAUGGAAGGGGAACUAAAGUGUCCACAGUGCUCCGAAUUUUAUGUGAAACCAGUAUUAUUGUCAUGUUCUCACAAUUUGUGCUCUGGAUGUGCGCAUAACUUGCAAGACUCAGUUGAUAAAUUUUUACCUCAAAAUGAUGAAAAUAAUUCAGACCAGGGUGAUUAUCCUGAGUUGGACAAAUUAAGUAUUGUCAGUGAGACUGAUAGUGGGGUUGUCUGCAACAGCAGGCCAAAUAGUUACAUCAGUACCCCAAGUAUUCAUAAUUUAUUUUUGUCUUCAACUCAUCUUGCACAAGGAUGCGUUUAUGGAAUAAAAUGUCCAGUAUGCAGAAAAGUUACAUACAUGGGCGAAACAGGGUUCCAAUCCCUUCCAAGAAAUCGUGUGUUGGAUAUCAUUGUUGAAAAAUUAGGUGAUUCGACUAAGAAAGCCGAAAAUGUAACGCAAAAGUGUGAACUUUGUGAUAGCGAAAACCCAAAAGACGCAACAGUAGUUUGUGAACAGUGUGAAGUGUUUUACUGUGAAACGUGUCGAGAAAAUUGUCAUCCCGCACGAGGACCUCUUGCGAAGCACAAUUUGGUGGAUUCUAAAAAGGGAAGUGAUUUAUUACGUGCAAAAUUGAAGCAAAAGGAUCAGAAGUGUUACGAACACACCGGGGAGGUUUUAAGUUUGUACUGUUUAACCUGUAAAAUCCCAAUGUGUAUAAUCUGUCACCAGGAUGGUCCUCAUAUAAACCAUGAGUCUCAGGCUAUAGGUGCUAUGUGCAAAUCUCACAAGACGGAACUAUCUCAGACGUUGCAAGCCCUGUCGGAAAAGGCAAAAACUGAAACAGAAUUCAUACAGAAGCUUAAGGCAAUGACAGAGCGAAUACCAUCGAACUGCAUAGAGUUUGAAGCAGUCGUUGUUGCUCAGUGUGACGCUCUCAUUGAAGCCAUAAACGAGCGUAAACAGGAACUGUUGGAUUUUGUCAGUGCAGAACAGGAAAUGAAGGUGAAAAUCCUCAAAGACCAGGCGCACUCCUGUACGGCACACCUCCAGAAAACCACGAGUCUCCUGUACUUCUGCAUUGAAGUGUUGAAGGAGUCUGACCCUGCCUCAUUUUUACAGAUCUCAAGUUCACUGCUGAACAGGGUUUCUGCUGUGGAUCAGAACUUCUUCAAGGAGAUCGAGUUAGUGCCGCGAGUGUCACCGGAGUUUGAACUGACCCUGGAUAAUUCUCCUGUCCUUCAUGCUGUACAGACCAUGAACUUCUUCCAGAUGAAAGCCCCUGGUCAGCCCUCAAUUCUGCCUGAGGAGUGCAGCGCGGAGAACAACAGCGUGACCAUUGCGUGGCAACCGUAUCCAGGAAGCGUGGUGGAGGCGUACACAUUGGAGCUUGACGAUGGAAAUGGUGGAGACUUUCGGGUUGUGUAUGUUGGUCCGGAGAUGAUGUGUACAGUCGAUGGUCUUCACUUUAACAGCAUCUACAACGCGCGUGUCAAAUGUCAGAAUCAUGCAGGUGAAGGCGAAUACAGCGAUCUAGUCAGUCUCCAAACCGCAGAAGUGGCGUGGUUUAAUCUUGACCCGUCCACAGCUCAUCGUGACAUCAUCAUUUCCAACGACAAUCUAACAGCAACAUGCAACAGUUUCGAGCAUCGCGUCAUACUAGGCAGUACGGGUUUUUCCAAAGGCGUCCACUAUUGGGAAGUGACCAUCGACCGAUUCGAGAGCAACACCGAUCCUGCUGUUGGCAUUGCGAGAUUCGAUGUUGGGAAGGAUCAUAUGCUUGGCAAGGACGAAAAAGGCUGGUCCAUGUAUGUUGACAGCAGUCGGAGCUGGUUCAUGCACGCCGACAUACACUCAGACCGUACCGACGGCGGAAUCAAGCGAUCUAGCAUUAUCGGGGUCUUGCUCGAUUUAAAACAAAAGACACUGAGUUUCUUUGUGAACGGGGAGCCUCAAGGCCCGAUAGCGUUCUCAAAUUUGUGUGGUGUUCUUUUCCCAGCAGUCAGUAUCAAUCGUAAUGUUCAAGUGACACUUCACACUGGACUUACCCCACCCACUGAGGCUAAUGACAGCGAUGACUCAGCAAUUUAGAAAAAUAUUUUUUGAUAAAUUGAAACUUGUUGCAAUGUUGUUUGUUAGAUUAUCAUUGUUUCUCCGUUCAUCUUCUUAUAUCACCAUUGUUCAUUAUAGUUUUAUUAAAUCAUUCUCAUUACAUAAGCAUCAAAGAGUUUUAUUGUUUUUGUUGUAUAAUUUUAGAUAUCUUUUUAUCAUGCUAAUGUGCUAUUUUAUUAUGCUAUUUUUAUGGAAAAUGGAAUAUGGAAUUUAUUUCAUUCAGGUAAUAAUGGAUUUUUCUUGCGAUGCCUGCGAUUAAAGAAGUAAUGAAGUGAUUUCAUAUUUUUUCCAUAUUAUGUAGUUUCUAUCACAUUUUUAUUAUUGGAGGAGAAGCGACUAUUGCAUACAAUGUGAAACAAUUUUAUGGCAGUAAAUAUGGGUUUUGAAUAAUGAAUUUUUGUCUUAAUUAGUAAUCUAUUUUGGGAAAACAUUUUGCCACAGAUAAAUUAUACAUAAGUGGUUCAUCUGAAAAAAAAAUAUUUUAGUAAAUUUCAUUGCCAUUUUCAUUUUAAGAUGAUAGCAUCUAUUAAAAUCAUUCAUUUAUAUAUCAUUUGCACUUCAGCUCUUAACAUCAUUUCUUACAGUCAUGUCAUCUCGAUAAACUAUUUUUACAUUUUGUCAUGUAAAAAACUACAUUUUAGCUGUACAUAUCACGUAUUUAACUACCAGAGAACGCGUAGAGAUGCCAAAUGAAAGUGUAAUCAUUUUAUCAUGUGAAUCUUCAUUUUUUGCUACCAUCUUAUUUUUGUCACGCAAGUUGCAGAUACCUUUUUCUGAAGUGUGAAAGAUCAAUUUUUUAUGAAUAUAUAAUUUUUGACAAAAGUGGACUUUUUUGGUAAAAAAAGAGAUACUAUUAUUGUUCAGUUUAUUUUCGAAGCGUCUGCCUAUGGGCGGAAAUUCCAGUGACGUUAUAUAUUUGAGAUCUUAUGUUUUUCUUUGAGUUAUACCCUGGAAGAUACCCAUGUGUCAUCCUUUCUUCUACAAUCCAAUGAAUCAUGUAUCAGAAUGGAUCGAUCACGGGUUUCUGAUAAUCCAAGCUCCACAUUAAAUAAUGUAUAUCUCUAUUUAGGGGUGUGGCUGGACUUAAUUAACAACACUUAUUUAGAAUUUAAAUAUAUAGUUAAAAUAAAUUCUCAGAGACACUUGGCAGACGAAACUGCACUUAUAAAAUUUAUAUUUUCCAUUGACCUAAGUAAAAGUUAGUGUUUAUUUCUUGUGCUGACUUAAUUGUUUAGAAGGCUAAACUCUCUUAGAGUUGAGCUCAGAUUUAGAGUUGAGCUCAGAUUUAGAGUUGAGCUCAGAUUUAGAGUUGAGCUCAGAUUUAGAGUUGAGCUCAGUAUAUAUAUAUAUUUAUCUAUUCAAGCCAGAGUGCACACACAAGCUUCUAAAUAACCCAUUUAAUAAAAACAACUUUAAUGACUAAAUGGAAAUUAAAUAGUUGUUCAUAAUCUGCCUUAUAGAUAUUUGAUGGUUAGUUUGAUCUAAAUUUAGAUUUCUAAAUGAUUAAAUGUGAAUCUGUCAGACGAUCCCAUUGGUGAACACAUGUGGCUGAACACUAAACUGAAAAAAACAUUAAAGGAUAUUAUAAAUAAAAUUUAAUAAGUCUGCAGAAAUGUCUAAGACAUCUGACUUCUGAUUUAUUUUCUGUUGAAUAUGAUCGUCUGAUCUGUUGUUCGUGAGAUUUGAGUUUAUAUAAAACAUUUGAUAUUUGAUGUCGAGAUGAGAGAAAUUGUUUUUUUCUGUACGUCGCCUUUGUUCGUUUAUAUCCAGACAGUAUUUAAUUAAAAAAAACAACAUUUUUUUUCUUUUACAUCAUCUCUUCGCUUUGAUCUGUAAUAAACCACUAUUUAUAUGUUUGUCUAGAGGAGUCUGUAAGAAUAUGCAUCAUUAUUCAUGUAUUUAUCACUGUUUAGCAAAUAGACUGUGAACAGAUUUUGACCAAUAAUAAAUGA